Procambarus clarkii (red swamp crayfish) is the source of this 1350-nucleotide messenger RNA. The record is from RefSeq and is a predicted model, not a curated record. NCBI's taxonomy places the organism in Eukaryota, Metazoa, Arthropoda, Malacostraca, Decapoda, Cambaridae.
AUGGACGCUGGCAGGCCGGGGUGGACGCUGGCAGGCCGGGGUGGACGCUGGCAGGCCGGGGUGGACGCUGGCAGGCCGGGGUGGACGCUGGCAGGCCGGAACGGACGCUGGCAGGCCGUGGCGGACGCUGGCAGGCCGGAACGGACGCUGGCAGGCCGUGGCGGACGCUGGCAGGCCGGGGCGGACGCUGGCAGGCCGGGGCGGACGCUGGCAGGCCGGGGUGGACGCCAGCAGGCCGGGGCGGACGCUGGCAGGCCGGGGCGGACGCUGGCAGGCCGUGGCGGACGCUGGCAUGCCGUGGCGGACGCUAGCAGGCCGUGGCGGGGGCUGGCAGGCCGUGGUGGACGCUGGCAGGCCGGGGCGGACGCUGGCAGGCCGGGGCGGACGCUGGCAGGCCGUGGUGGACGCUGGCAGGCCGGGGCGGGGGCUGGCAGGCCGUGGUGGACGCUGGCAGGCCGUGGUGGACGCUGGCAGGCCGGAACGGACGCUGGCAGGCCGGGGUGGACGCUGGCAGGCCGGGGCGGGUGCUGGCAGGCCGGGGUGGACGCUGGCAGGCCGGGGCGGACGCUGGCAGGCCGGGGUGGACGCUGGCAGGCCGGGGCGGACGCUGGCAGGCCGGGGUGGACGCUGGCAGGCCGGGGUGGACGCUGGCAGGCCGGGGCGGCGGCUGGCAGGCCGGGGUGGACGCUGGCUGGCCGGGGCGGACGCUGGCAGGCCGGGGCGGACGCUAGCAGGCCGGGGCGGACGCUGGCAGGCCGGGGCGGACGCUGGCAGGCCGGGGCGAACGCUAGCAGGCCGGGGCGGGCGCUAGCAGGCCGGGGUGGACGCUGGCUGGCCGGGGCGGACGCUGGCAGGCCGGGGCGGAUGCUGGCAGGCCGGGGCGGACGCUGGCAGGCCGGGGCGGACGCUGGCAGGCCGGGGCGGACGCUAGCAGGCCGGGGCGGGGCUGGCAGGCCGGGGCGGACGCUAGCAGGCCGUGGCGGACGCUGGCAGGCCGGGGUGGAUGCUGGCACGCCGGGGCGGACGCUAGCAGGCCGGGGCGGGGGCUGGCAGGCCGGGGCGGACGCUGGCAGGCCGGGGCGGACGCUAGCAGACCGGGGCGGGGGCUGGCAGGCCGGGGCGAACGCUGGCAGGCCGGGGCGGACGCUGGCAGGCCGGGGCGGACGCUGGCAGGCCGGGGCGCACGCUGGCAGGCCGGGGCGGACGCUGGCAGGCCGGGGCGGACGCUGGCAGGCCGGGGCGGACGCUGGCAGGCCGGGGCGGACGCUGGCAGGCCGGGGCGGACGCUGGCAGGCCGGGGCGGACGCUAGCAGGCCGGGGCGGGGGCUGGCAGGCCGGGGCGGACGCUAG